AAUUCACUCUCUCCCCCUCGAUUUCCACCAUGUAUAAAUUCCAUUUUCCCGUUCUCUACUCUCUCUGUCCAUCCCUUUUUUCCCCUUAGAAGCACAAAUUCUCCCAAUUUGUUAUCUUCAUUUCGAUUAAAAAAUAAUAAUAAUCAAUUUCUAGGGUUAGGGUUAUCAAAACAGCCAAAUUGAAUAAUAUCUCUCCUGCUUUGCCGUCUCCUUCGUGAAGGAGAGGGGACUAUGGGAGGCGGUAAUGGAGACGUAGAAGGAGGCAGCAACGAUACCAACGGUGGAGAUGACGAAGUGAAUGUCAACAUCAGAUGUUCUAACGGCUCAAAAUUCACUGUCAAAAUUAGCUUGUCGUCAACCGUUGAUUCGUUUAAGCAGCUUAUUGCGAAUCAGUGUGAUGUGCCGUCUGAUCAACAGAGAUUGAUUUAUAAGGGUCGGAUCUUAAAGGACGAUCAAACUCUACAAAGCUAUGGCUUGGAGGCAGAUCAUGCUGUCCACUUGGUUCGUGGGUUUGCACCAUCUGCACCAGUCAAUGCAACUGCUGCAACCAAUACUGGAGGUUCGAAUGCUGCUCCGACCAAUACUAGAGCUGCUGGCUCUACUGAUGAUGGAGAAUUCGGAGGAUCUGGUUUUGGAUCACUGUUUCCAGGACUUGGUUUAAAUGGCUUGGGUGGCAGUGGUGGUUUGCUUGGAGCUGGACUUCCAGAGUUUGAACAAGUGCAGCAACAGCUGACUCGGAACCCCAACAUCAUGAGAGACAUAAUGAACACGCCUGUUGUUCAGAACCUAAUGAAUAACCCUGAGAUCAUGCGGAACUUGCUAAUGAACAACCCUCAAAUGCGUGAAAUCAUUGACCGAAAUCCUGAGCUGGCACAUAUACUUAAUGAUCCUAGCACUCUUCGUCAAACACUUGAAGCUGCACGAAACCCGGAGCUCAUGCGUGAGAUGAUGCGCAACACAGAUAGAGCUAUGAGCAACAUUGAAUCUUCUCCUGAGGGAUUCAACAUGCUGAGGCGCAUGUAUGAAACUGUUCAAGAGCCAUUUCUUAAUGCAACUACAAUGGCUGGAAAUGCUGAAGGCGAUAGUGCAAACCCAUUUGCAGCUCUUUUAGGGACCCAAACUGGGAACCAGGCCAGAGAUGGAUCAACUAAUUUGUCAACCACUAGUUCUGAAACCACCACUGGUUCUCCUGCUCCAAAUACUAACCCACUUCCCAACCCUUGGAGCAGUGGAGGUGCCCAAACUAACACCACAAGGUCGAAUCCCACCAGUGAUGCUAGGCCACAGGCACCUACCGGGCUAGGUGGACUCGGUCUCCCCGAUCUUGACAACAUGUUUAGUGUUAUGCCAGAUGCUGCUAUGGUGAGCCAGUUGAUGCAAAAUCCAGCUAUUUCACAAAUGAUGCAGAGCUUCAUGUCCAGCCCUCAGUACAUGAACCAGAUUCUUGGUAUGAAUCCCCAACUCCGUAGCAUGCUUGAUUCCAAUCCUCAACUAAGAGAAAUGAUGCAAAACCCAGAAUUUCUUCGUCAAUUGACGUCUCCUGAGACAAUGCAGCAACUUUUGACUUUCCAGCAAUCUCUUAUGUCUCAACUUGGUCAGCGACAGUCAACCCAGGCACAAGGUCAGCCUGGUGCUGGUACAGGAACAGCCAACAAUGCUGGUUUGGAGAUGUUAAUGAAUAUGUUUAGUGGGCUUGGGGCUGGCAACCUGGCUGUUCCCAACAGAUCAAAUGUGCCCCCAGAAGAACUAUAUGCGACCCAGCUGUCACAGCUUCAAGAAAUGGGUUUCUUUGACACACAAGAGAAUAUACGAGCACUAAUUGCAACUGCAGGGAAUGUCCAUGCUGCAGUGGAGCGGCUUUUGGGAAGCACUGGUCAAUAGUUGAUCCAUACUCCCAUCUUUUUACGUUGUUAGCGUCGAGUUGGUCAGUUUAUGACAUGAGUUACCUUCAAGCCCGCAGUUUUCAGUAUGAAUAAGUUCAAUUAUGGUAGUAAAGGGCUGUGAACGUUCUCUGUGUGCCUAUGAUUGUUGGAUAAUCCCAUUUCUUCUGUCUCUUGUGAGGUGUCAGGCUGCAUGUGUCAUUGUACAUACCUUAUAUUACGAUUUGUCAUAUGAAUUGUUUGAAAAUCUUCUUGGGACUUGAGGAAUUCACAGCCCUACCACCCCUAAUUCUAUCUUUUAUUCACUUA
Populus euphratica (Euphrates poplar) is the source of this 2189-nucleotide messenger RNA. RefSeq names its product ubiquitin domain-containing protein DSK2a-like. The record is from RefSeq and is a predicted model, not a curated record. Gene Ontology annotation, cellular component: cytosol. The coding region runs from base 232 to 1881 and encodes 549 amino acids. Gene Ontology annotation, biological process: ubiquitin-dependent protein catabolic process. Gene Ontology annotation, molecular function: polyubiquitin modification-dependent protein binding. The transcript has 8 exons. Lineage: Eukaryota; Viridiplantae; Streptophyta; Magnoliopsida; Malpighiales; Salicaceae.